Molecule: messenger RNA, 635 nt
Organism: Sphaerulina musiva SO2202
Lineage: Eukaryota; Fungi; Ascomycota; Dothideomycetes; Mycosphaerellales; Mycosphaerellaceae
Product: PaaI_thioesterase family protein
Exons: 5
Coding region: 5-499 (164 amino acids)
Molecular function (GO): fatty acyl-CoA hydrolase activity
Source: RefSeq, a predicted model, not a curated record
CACGAUGAGUAGCAGCAAGUGUCUGCCGUUUGUGCGGUCCGUCUGGGAGUCCUUCCGCGCCAACUCGGGCCUGGAACCACGGCUCCUCGACGGGCUUCGCGUGACAGCCGCACGCCCGGGCACGGUCAAUUUCGAGCUCGAGAUACAGCAUCAACACACCAAUCGUCUCAAAAUUCUCCAUGGCGGCACCAUUGCGUCCAUGGUGGAUCUGGGGGGUAGUCUGGCCGUGGCUUCUCGAGGACUUUUCGCAACGGGCGUCAGCACCGAUCUCAAUGUUACGUACCUGAACUCGGGAGGGAAAAUUGGAGACAUCAUUCGAGCUGAGGUGACGUGCGACAAGUUUGGCAAGACACUGGCCUAUACUUCAAUCGUUUUCAAGAACGAGAAGGAUGAGCUUGUGGCGAGAGGUAGUCACACCAAGUACGUGAGCAUAGCGUGGAAGGAUCCUCACAACAUUGUCGAGGAGCUGAGUCCUCGACCCGGAUCAUCUGGUCAGUGAAAUGAAGAGAGUGGCAUAUGCAAUAAUGAGUGUAGGUAGGAUGGUUGUUCACCUCACAGCAUCGGGAAUGGCGAGAGCACUACAGCUCAGGACCUGACCUGAAAAUACCCGCUCAAUGCAAGCCACCAGUCAUCAU